AUGUGUGCACUGGUAAAUACUCAAAGGGCUUCUUCUAAGAAAGCAAAAGCCAAAAUAUUCGAAUAUUUCUGUAAAGACUUAUCGAGCUCGCUUGAACGUAUUUCUAACUCUACGGGGACAUCAGAUGUUAUUUUUGUUGUUGGUCGAAACGUGUAUCAUGGACACCAAAAAACACUAUCUUUAUUCAGUGAAAAAUUAAAAAAGUGCUUUCAAUUAGAGAAUGGAGAGGCUGACUACACUCAUAACAAUGAUUGUUUACUUAAAGUGACUCGUUCUGAAUCUUCCAAUUCCCUUAAAAUAUUUAUUGAUGCACCUGUUGAUGCUUUUGAAGUAGUACUGAAUUACAUGUCAACCCUGAAGUUAACUGUACCUGAAGAACUUAUGCCAGCCGUUUAUUAUCUAUCAAAAGGUCUACAGAUUCCUACCUUGCAAAAAAUAUGCACUGAAUUUCUAAUAAACAAUUUAUCAAUCAACUUUGUUGGAGUUCUUUGUCGUUUUGUUCAAUUCAAUGGACUUUAUACAAAAAGCAAUGAAUACACUGAUAGUGAUGAACUUUGCCUAUCUGAAAUCUGCUUAGCCAAAUCUCUGCAUCACUAUCUGUUAACAGAAGCGGAUAAAAUAGCCUGCUCUCAAACAGGUAUUCUCAGUGCUCGUCUUAUAGUCAACCUUACGGGGAAUUUUAAUUCAUCAUCAUCAGAAGACCAAGGCGAAGGCAAAUGUCAAGAACCGUCUAGUGAAUAUCUAGCCUUUGGUGUUUUACGUUGGGCAUUUGAACGGCUGUUGACUGGGGAGAGGUUGGCAAGAGCUGGAAGUGAUGACAACGUAUAUUCAGAUGAUGAAGAAAGUGAUGGGAAUAGUAGCAGUCAUGCUGGGGAGAAUAGUAGUGCAUCACAGCGUAAGCGGGCUGGUAGUCAUUUCCAGUUUUUAGCUCAAAAAAAUCUACUCAGUCGAUCGCGUUCAAAGGAUGUUGUUGGUGGUGGUAGUGGUGGUAUAUCAACGCCUCAAGAUGACUUGAUCUCUGAUGAAGAUGAUGCUGAUGCAGAAACUGAAGUUGAGGAGCGUGCGUGUAUUUCAAAUAAUCUGGAUCCAUUACGAUUUUUUAGUACGCAAGAUAUACGGAUUUCUUUGGAUAUAAAUGAUUUACUUUUGGGUAAAGACGAAAAUUGCAGAAGCAAAGUUGGAUCUCAGGAUAUCAAUGGUUCUCAGGGUAAAAAUAGUUUGUUAACUGUUUGUCUAACAACUGGAAGUCAAGCAUCUGAAACAUGUCUAUUGGCACCAACAACUCUUGGAGUUAGUUCAACAUCGAUUUGGUUAGGCAAAUUAGCUGGUUAUUUAGUUAGUCUAUCAAUAAAACGAUGUCAUCCUGCCUAUCGAUCUAUUCAACAGUUGGAUGAAGAAUUAAUGCUUGAAGUUAAUCAAUCACGAAGUCGUCAUCAAAGUCGUGGUUCUUCUCUGCCAAAUCAUAAUACUAGUAUGCCGUGUGGAUUGAAUAAUUGUGUUGAAAAUGGAUUAAAUGUGACAAAUAGUAAUGGGAAUGAUGGACAUUUGGAGUCACCAACGCAUUCAUGCCUCCCCGCGAAAAUGGAGAGUGAUGAUGAAGUCUGUCGAACAAUGACUGCCAAUUCUGCUUUACACUUGGCACGUGCCGCCGCUGUAGCUUCUGUACAUGAAUCAUUCAGUGGACAGAUUUACCAAAGUGAGUUGUUGUGCUGUGGUGGCGUCGGUGUCGGUGGCAGUAGCAGCACCAGCACUGACGGCGCAGCUAUGGAUACACCUAUGCGUAUGUUAGAAGCUCGAUCUGGUUUUGGUGUUGGACACUUGACUUGUGAUGAUGAUUCUAAGCGUCAUAUUGUCAUUGUUGGUGGUUAUACACGUAAAGGCUGUUUAGACAGCGUGGAGAUUUUUACUGAAAACAACAAUAAUAAUUCGAGUGAAUUAUGCAGUGAUGAAGAUUGUCCUGUACACCCACCUGUUGCUGGUCCACGAUUGACAAAACAAAGAGGACGUCUGGCUGUUGUCUCUAGUUAUUUACAAUCGCAUUCCAACUCUCCUGAUGUAAUAUAUGCCUGUGGUGGUUCUACUGGUUCUAAGGAUUUAGCUUCUGUAGAUCGACUAACUUCUGAAUCUCUGAAAUCAUGGUUUGCCAAUCACGAAGCAACCAAAAAUGGUCAUACUGAUAAUAUUAACACUGUUGAAUACACAAACGGCUCCCACAGAAGUACAGAGACUCGUUUACGAACUGAUUCACUAGUGCAUACCAACAACGGUACAUCAACAACAAAUGGAUCCGCUCCAGCAAAUAUUUCAUUUUGGCAACCUAUAAAAAGUUUACACGAGGCUCGAACUAAUCCAGUCGCUGUCGAUUUAAGUGGUCUUCAUCAAGGUCCACUUAUAUCGAAUGCAAAAGGAUCUAUUCUUGUUGCUGGUGGUGUAUGCGGUGCCCAAUAUCUAUCUUCAGUUGAAGCGUAUAUUCCAGAUAAAGAUGAAUGGGUUUAUAUGCCGUCUAUGUUACAAGGUCGACGUGAAGCAUGUGCCAGUGUUUUAACUACACGAAAUUUAAUCGUUGUCAUCGGUGGUGUAAUAAAUACAAACAGUGCAUAUAGAAGUAGUGCAAAUAUUACAGUGGAAGCAUUAGAUCCACGUUGUGCUGCUUGGUUCUAUAUUCCUAAUCCAUUAGCCAAUUCAAUUGGACAGUUGCGUAGCGCCAGUCUUACAUAUUGUCCAAAUAUAAAAGAUAAUUUAUUGUUAGUCGGUGGUUAUAACGGUAAUGAAACUUUGGAUGCAACAUGGAUAUUCGAUUCAGCUGCAUGGAAAUGGCGUUCUGGGCCAAAUCUACUCUUUGCUCGUUCGAGUUGUGGUGCCACACUGACAUCAGAUCAAAGAUGCAAUUUAAUAUUCGGUGGUUAUAAUCCAACAAAAUCUUCCUGUGGAUUCUUAGAUACAAUUGAAGUGAUUUUCUAG
Molecule: messenger RNA, 2961 nt
Organism: Trichobilharzia regenti
Lineage: Eukaryota; Metazoa; Platyhelminthes; Trematoda; Strigeidida; Schistosomatidae
Source: the annotation of a GenBank genome assembly